AAGCAUUCUGUCAUCCGAUUAUUAUCAAAAUACGUCAAGUUACAGACAAAACAACACAGUGUGUGAUUGUUUAUUGCUAGACAUUUCCCAGAAUUAUCAAAACAAAGCACAUAUCCAAAGAUUCAACUAGACUUCAUAAACACGGUGAACAGGAAUCGAGGAGAAUUAUGAUUGACUGAGGCAUUUUGAGGAGUAGCACGGACUGAGUGAGGAUGAACGAGGCUGCAGAGGUGACUGUUGUUGUUGUUAGUGCUAAAGGCUUACAGAGCAAAAGACAAGGAAAAUGUAAAUUCUCUGUAAUUUUUGGGGUGGGCUCUAAGAAAUACAGAACAACAGUGGUAAAGGAUCCAGAUGGAAAUCCAGAAUGGAACGAGGAAUCUACCAUACAAGUGACGAACCCCCUGGACCAGGUCUUUUUCUAUGUGACAGAGAAGGAUGACAUCCUUGGUCAGGUGAAUAUACCUGUCACCAGUCUCUCGGGACCACCUGGGCACAUCACCAUAGUGUCCCUACAGCCCCACAAAAAGUGCCCCAACCCCAAGGGAGAACUCAUCUAUAGGUGCCAUGUAUCCCAGUAUAGGCAGGCACAUACCCCGGUCAUCAAAACAGGGAGUCCCAACAGUCUCCGGACAAACUCUGCCACCCUCAACUUCAAAAAGAGGUUCAGCUUGGCCAAUUCCCCUGUCAUCAACCUCAAGAACCGCAAAGAGAGCAAGCAGGGGGGAGGGUCCAAGUUAUCCACCCUCAACAAAAAAUUCUCCCGGUCCAUCCAGGAUAUUUUUAGCUUUGGGAAAUCCCAUCAGGAUGAGGAGAAUGAUAAACAGAUGAAAUCUAGGGGACACAAUUACAUGAGCAUCGGGAUUGGGAUGGACUCGGCCGGCAAGUGCCCCGUAAUCACCUCGGUUACCCCGUCAUGUGGUCUGAUAGAAGGAGGCACCAAGGUGACCAUUGAAGGCAGAAACUUAGGCAUGAGUAAGGCAGACAUUGUGGACUUGACUAUUUGUGAGUGUGAAUGUGUUGAUUCUGUGGUAUGGGAAUCCUCCAAUAGAAUCUACUGUACGACCAAACCAUCUCUGGCAGGAAUCGGAAACGUUGAGAUAGAGACGGAAUCUGGCGGCAUUGGUUGCCUGAGACAGGCCUACAGCUAUGUGGAGGAACUUCCCCCAGAGGGAGAGGUCAGCUACCCUGAGGGUGAUCAGACGGACGGACGGCAGUCGGCCAGCUUCACCAUUGGCAGCGACAGUUUGCCCCCAUCCCCCCAGACACCCAAGAAGACAGUACAGAAAUCACAUUCCUGUAGGAUAAAGCUUAUUUUGCCCCGGGCUGAGAGCACUGAGAAUGUUCAAGGAGACGGACAGCCAAAGAACCACUUCAUGAAACACAAGCGGCGCGCCAGUGAGGGAUAUAUUCUGUCCCCAUCCUCAAAGUACAGUCAUGGACCCCCCAGUCCAGAACCACCACCCUCCAUGGACCACCUCCUCUGUCAGAUAGAGAAACUGAAACUAGAGAAUAUAGCGCUCCGUCAGGAAAACAAGGACAUGAAGUCGUAUAUUGACCGUCUCCUCCCUAAGGUCAUAAUGAACUGUCCUGAGGCUCUGGAGGCGGAGAGGUAUCUCAACAAAAUGGGUUAACAUUGCCAAGGGGCCAAGUGCAUUAAAAUCAACCUUAAAGAAACUUACUUAAAUUGAUAAACUAGGUCACUAUGCAUAAUUUACCAGUCGAUGAACUGUAGCACCGCCUUAAACCAUUCCACACAGCCAGACACUACCUGGUGACAGAUGAAACUGUCAGGGAAAGAUAACUCCGAACAAGAGGAAACAUAGCCAACAGUCAGAAGGUGUAGCAUCGCUGUAUGAUAGGAUUGCAUGGGUACAUGUAGAGUGUGUGUAUGUGUGUGUGUUGUUUCCUUUUUCUAUAUUUUUUGUGUGAAUUCUCCAUUUGGAAUGUGAUUAUGAGGCUGUUUGGAUAACUGUUAUUAAGCAAUGAAUUGUGAUAUUUACAUUGAUGGAGAAUUGUGAUAGAUUUUCAAACCAUGUUUUUACCAGAUUUUGUAAAUAUGACUGUGAAUAUAUUUUCAUUCAUGAUGCCCUAAGGUACUCUAAUUGACUAAUACUUGCUGCAUAACACAAUAAGUUAUUUUGUGUAGUUCUACAAAGUAUUCAUCAUCUUUUAUGUUUGUACUUUGCUAUUAGUAUUUUUAUAAAACAUGUACUUUAAGCAACAGUUGAAAACAUAGGACCAAACAAGAAUUUAUAAUUUAUUGACAUGAACUUUGACUUGUAUUUAUGAAAAUUAUUGAGUUGGAACUAGAUCUGAAGAAUUUUUUUUUUUGGUGGCAAGUUUUAGAUUUGGUUGUGAUUUUUUUUUUACAAAAAGCUAGAAGUUGAAGAUCUGCAUGAAUCUUUUCCAGGGUUUGCUUUUUUAAUUUUGAUUUUUUUUUUAACUUAGAAGGAUUGCUCUAUAUUUUGAAUUUAGAGUGUCCUUGUUUUGAUAGUGCUAUACAACAGGUAUCUGUGUAUAUAUGUGGAUCUGUAACAUAUCACCUGUACAGGUAAACUGUAAACUGGAUUUUACCGGGGUACAUGUAUUGCCUUUACACCUAACAUAUCUUGUUUAACACAUUUAUAGCUUCAAGCAUUAUUCAGCAUUGUGCAGUCAAACAGUUUUUCCUCUCACUGUCUAGUAAUUUGAUACAGCAAUUGUUUGAUUUUAAGUUUGUUUUUAAUUUUCCAAAACAAAAAAAAUGCUAAUUAUUGUUUUCAGACUUCUGUAUUUUAAUUUUGAAAUGUUUUAGUUAAGAUGUAGUGUCCUUAAAGCCUGGUUAAAUUUUUAUUGAGUUUAUGGAAAUCAUGAGGAGGUUAUUUUUAGGGGAAAAUGACAGAAAAUUGAUCAAGGUUGUGAACUGUUACCAUGGUUAUCAUUGUUGAUGAAAUUAAAACCUGUUAUGCAACGUA
Messenger RNA from Magallana angulata, 2954 nucleotides. RefSeq lists its product as uncharacterized. NCBI's taxonomy places the organism in Eukaryota, Metazoa, Mollusca, Bivalvia, Ostreida, Ostreidae. The transcript is spliced from 8 exons. Bases 213 to 1631 code for a protein of 472 amino acids. The record is from RefSeq and is a predicted model, not a curated record.